Molecule: messenger RNA, 668 nt
Organism: Teleopsis dalmanni
Lineage: Eukaryota; Metazoa; Arthropoda; Insecta; Diptera; Diopsidae
Exons: 2
Coding region: 104-604 (166 amino acids)
Source: RefSeq, a predicted model, not a curated record
UUCAAUAUUAAAUUUCAUUCAAACAUCCCACAUUGAAUGAAUUUUCAUUCAAUAUUUUGUUAAAUUUACGGUGUGUCAUUAAUCACUAAGGAACUUUUUCAUCAUGGCUAUCUAUAGUCCAGUAUGGUUUGGCAAAACACCAGAGACCAAUGACACAAUUACUAAAACUAUGGUAAAGGUAGCUUUAAUUGAAUUGGGUGAGGACGAAGCUAAAAUGAGUAUAAACGAUGUGACUUCACAUAUAACAACAAAUAAUCCACAAGUAGGCAUAGACCAUGAGUCUCAAACUAUGAUCGAACGUUACAUAGAUUGGUUAUGGAGUAAUAGUUACAUUAUUUAUCUGUCAGCAAGUCAGUUCACAUUAAAUCCCGAUAAGCCACUAUGUAUAUGCCUAAAGUGCCCAGAGUGCCCAGACCCACCGGAGUGCUCAGAGUUUUCGAAGUGCCCAAAGCCCCCGGAGUGUUCAGAGUGCCCGGAGUGUUCAGAGUGCCCGGAGUGUCCAGAGCCCCCAGAGUGCCCAAAGUGCCCAAAGCCGCCAAAGUGCCCAAAGUCCCCAAAGUGCCCAGAUUCUUCAAAGUGCCCAAAUUCUUCAAAGUGCCCAUAGUUAUUUUAUAUAUCUGACAGUAAUUAAGGAUGGAUGAUUAAUGACACACCAAUAAAAUUUUAAC